Spinacia oleracea (spinach) is the source of this 5084-nucleotide messenger RNA. RefSeq lists its product as uncharacterized. The record is from RefSeq and is a predicted model, not a curated record. The coding region runs from base 146 to 2293 and encodes 715 amino acids. Gene Ontology annotation, molecular function: protein dimerization activity. NCBI's taxonomy places the organism in Eukaryota, Viridiplantae, Streptophyta, Magnoliopsida, Caryophyllales, Amaranthaceae. The transcript has 3 exons.
UCGCAACUCGCAAGACUCGCAGCGACUCGGGCCCGCCGCCGUGACGCCGUCUCUUCUUCUCUCCUCGCCGCCGGUGAGGCGGUGACUCGCCGUCCCUUCUUCUCUCCUCGCAAGACUCGCAGCAAGGCCAGCAACUCGGAUCAAUAUGGAUUCAUCUCAAUCUCAACAACAAAGUACUAAUAUUGGUAGUAGCACGGGUAGUGGGUCAAUUGGUGCGGAAUCAUUGUCUAGUGAGGGUUCUCCUCCAUUGUGGAGGUUUGUAACAAGAAUUGAAAAACAAGGGGCGGUUGGUGGAACAUGGAAAUAUCGAUGUAAUUUUUGUAAUGAAAACCGAACAUCUAGUUAUUCAAGAGUUAGGGCCCAUUUGCUUCAAAUUAAGGGUCAAGGCAUUGCAUGUUGUAAGAAAGUGUCUCGUGCUGAUAAACUUGAAAUGCAAAAACUUGAUGAUGAAUUUGAGAAUAAGAAACUUGAUUCGGGCCCUAGAGAAGUUCCUUUGCCUAGUGAAUCUCUUUCUCAUUUGGACUCCGAUGCUAUGUUCAAGAAAAGGAAGUCUGAAAAAUCACCAAUUACUAGAUGUUUUGGUAUUGAAACUAGGGAUCAAUUGGAUCAAGAGAUUGCAAGAAUGUUUUACACAGGAGGGUUGCCAUUUAAUCUUGCUAGGAAUCCACACUAUAUGAGGUCCUAUACUUUUGCUGCCACUCAUAAUAUAGCAGGUUACAAACCUCCUGGUUACAAUAAGCUUAGAACUACAUUACUUGUGCAAGAAAAAGCUAAUGUAGAGAGGCUAAUGAUUCCGCUAAAGUCAACUUGGAGAGAAAAAGGGGUGACAAUUGUGACUGAUGGAUGGAGUGAUCCAACAAGAAAACCUCUCAUUAAUUUCAUGGCUACUUCUGGUAAUGGUCCAAUAUUUCUUAAAGCUGUGAAUUGUUUUGGUGAAAUAAAAGAUAAAUUUUUCAUUGCUAAUCUCAUGAAAGAGGUUAUUCAAGAAGUGGGUCAUCAAAAUGUAGUGCAAGUCAUAACUGAUAAUGCAGCAAAUUGCAAAGGGGCUGGGGAGCUAAUUGAGAGUGAGUUUCCUCACAUUUAUUGGACACCAUGUGUUGUGCAUACCCUUAAUCUUGCUUUGAAGAAUAUUUGUGCGGCAAGGAAUGUGAGUAACAAUUCUGAAACUUAUGAAGAAUGUAGUUGGAUCACUGAUAUCCAUGGGGAUGCAAUGGUAAUUAAAAAUUUCAUCAUGAACCACAACAUGAGAUUGGCUAUCUUCCAAAAGUUUUCUCCUCUUAAGUUGCUUUCCGUGGCCGAUACUCGCUUUGCCUCCAUUAUUGUGAUGCUUAAGAGAUUUAAGCUUAUUAAACGAGGUCUUCAAGCCAUGGUUAUAAGUGAUGAGUGGACUUCUUAUAGAGAAGAAGACAUGGGGAAGGCAAACUUUGUGAAAGACAAGAUUGUGAAUGAUGAUUGGUGGGACAAACUAGCUUACAUUGUUGAUUUCACAAAGCCUAUCUAUGACAUGAUUAGGCUUUGUGACACCGAUAAACCAUGCCUUCACUUAGUGUAUGAGAUGUGGGAUUCUAUGAUUGAACAAGUGAAGCUUGAGAUUUACAAGAAAGAAGGUCGUCCUAAUUCGGAGUUUAGUCCCUUUUAUCAUGUGGUUUAUGAAAUCUUGGUAGCUCGUUGGGCAAAAAGCAACACUCCUCUCCAUUGUCUAGCUCACUCCUUGAACCCGAGGUUCUAUAGUGAUGAAUGGCUACUUGGUGAUCAAUCUAGAAUUGCUCCUCAUAGAGAUGGUGAAAUAUCUCGAGAGAGAAUGAAGUGCUUUCGUAGAUUAUUUGCACUUAAUGAUGAUGUUGGUAAAGUGAUGGAAGAAUAUGCUCAAUUCUCUAUGAAGAGUGGACCUUUUGAGGAUUUAACUUGUAUCUCAAGGAUGCAUUCUAUGGAUCCUAAGAGUUGGUGGGCAAACUUUGGAGCUCAAACUCCUCUCCUCCAAUCUUUGGCAUUUAAAGUGCUUGGGCAACCUACUUCAUCAUCUUGUAGUGAACGAAAUUGGAGUACAUAUGCCUUCAUUCACUCACUUAGGAGGAACAAGCUAAAUCCAAGUCGUGCCCAAGAUUUGGUUUACAUUCACAACAAUCUUCGCCUUUUAUCAAGGAAUUCCGAAGAAUAUGCGGAGCUUUAUACAAAGAUGUGGGAUGUUGGUGGAGAUGCAUUUGAUUCCUUGGAGGAUGUUGGGUUUCUAGAGUUUGCGGAACUCUCACUAGAUGAGCCGGAUUUAGAAAAUGUGUUGCUCGUUGAAGAUUGAUGUGCCUUGUCUAAGUUUUAUCUACUAUAAGACAUUAAAUUUAGUUUUUGUGUUUUUGUUAUUUUGAACUUUGAACUAUUUUUUUUGUUUUUGGUAUUUUGAACUAUUUAUGUAUGGAUGUUUAAUUUAGCUAAAUUCUUGUUUUUUUUUUUUUUUUUUUUUGCCGAAUCCAUGCCGUACCCGUUUUUUGCAUUUUUGAUUUUGCCGUUUUCCGUCCCCGUACCCGUCCCCGUAUCCGUCCCCGUACCCGUAUCGGUGCAACCUAGGUGAAGGUGACCUUAAGAAAUUAUAUCAACAACUUGGAAUUCUAAGUCAAACAAGUUGCGGUCAUACUCCUCAACAGAAUGGAGUAGUUGAGAGAAAGCACAAACACUUGUUAGAAACUGCAAGAGCUUUAUACAUUCAAUCAAAGGUACCUGAUAGGUUUUGGGGAGAUUAUGUUCUAUGUGCUGCUUAUUUGAUCAACAGGGUGCCCUUGAAAGCCAUAGACCUUGAACUCCUUAUUACAGGAUGCAUGGAAAGUUACCUAACCUUUCUCACUUGAGAACCUUUGGUUGCCUAUGCUAUGCUUCCACUUCUAAAGUUGAAAGAACAAAGAUGGAUUACAGGCUACACCAUGUGUUUUUCUUGGAUACUCUACUUCACAGAAAGGUUACAAAGUGCUUGAGGUUGAUACCAAUAGACUGUUUGUCACUAGAGAUGUUAAAUUCCAUGAAAAACAUUUUCCAUUCCAUCUUUACCACAAACACAAGACACCAACCUCAAACUAUACUAAUGCCAUCUAUCUCCCUGCAGUUUCUUCCCCCCAGAUUUUUGACAUACCAGAUUUCACUACACCAGAAUCCACUUUUCCAUCUAAUGACACAUCUCCAUCUUCUCCCAUUCCUAAUCCUCUUAUUUCUUCAUCACCCAUGUCUUCAAUUGAUUCUACUUCUUCUUCCCUCUAUCCUCAUUCCCCUUCUGAACCAUUCAUAAUAGUGAUUCAGGUCAUGACACACCUGAUCACACACCUGACCCAAUUCCACUUAGACAAUCUACUAGACCUCAUAAAACACCAUCCUAUUUGAAAGAUUACAAGUUUUACACAGCCAAUGGAACUGAGCAUACACAGAACUGUUUUGGUUUCAUAUGAAGUUUUUCCCUCUGAGUUUCAAGCUUUUCUUUCUCUAUCCUGUGACAUAGUUGAACCUCUAAGCUAUUCUGAAGCUGCUACAUAACAGCUAUGGGUUGAAGCUAUGAAAAAGGAAUUGCAAGCUUUAGAUGAUAACUUCACAUGGGAAGUAGUGGAGUUGCCUAAAGGGAAGAAGCCAAUAGGAUGCAAAUGGGUAUUCAAGGUUAAAUUAAAGUCCACCGGUGAACUAGAAAGAUGUAAAGCAAGGUUGGUAGCAAAAGGGUUCAAUCAGAAAUAUGGUAUUGACUAUGAAGAGACCUUUAGUCCAGUUGUCAAAAUGAGUACGAUGCUUGAUUGCAGUUGUAGCAAGCAACUCUUGUUUCAACUGGAUGUGAACAAUGCAUUUCUACAUGGAGUUCUGAAGGAAGAAGUGUAUAUGACAGUACCAGAAGGUGUCCCCAAUCCCACCAACAAAGUCUGCAAAUUGGUUAAGUCUAUCUAAACAAGCAUCUAGGCAGUGGCAUGAAAAGUUAAUGACUGCACUCCAGAGUCAAGGGUUCAUUCAAUCUAAGUAUGAUUACAGUCUAUUUAUUCAUAAACAAGAUACAGACAUCAACAUUGCAGCAGUGUAUGUUGAUGAUGUGAUUCUCACUGGUACAGAUCCUAACAGACUUGAGGCUUUAAAGGUGUUUUUGCACAAAGAGUUCAGUAUAAAAGACUUGGGACACCUUAAUUACUUCCUUGGUAUUGAAGUAGGAUACACAGAAGAAGGGAUUAUACUCAGUCAGAAGAAGUCAGAAGAAGUUAACCAGUGAACUCAUACUCAUACUGUGACUUUCAUGUUUCUAAGAAGGUUAUUACUCCUCUACCUCUGAAUAUAAAGUUGACCAGUUCUGAUGGUGCACUCUACCAUGACAUAGAGAGAUACAGGUCCCUAGUGGUAAAGCUUAAUUUUUUAACUCAUACCAGACCUGACCUGUCAUACACAGUGCAAACACUCAGUCAGUUUCUUCAUUCACCUAGACUACCUCAUGUUGAAGUACUACAUCACACAUUGAAAUAUUUGGCUCACACAGAAGGGCAAGGUAUUCUACUAAAGGCUGCAAACAACAUUAGCUUACAAGCUUUCUCAGAUUUAGAUUGGGCUUCAUGAGAUUCCAUAACAGAUAUGUUUUAUUACUUGGUGGUUCACCCAUCUCUUGGAAAUCUAAAAAGCAGAAUACAGUUUCGAAGCUGAAUAUAGAGCAAUGGCUGCAGCAGCUGCGGAGGUGACUUGGAUUGUCAACCUUUUGUCAGACUUUGGAAAUCACAGUGUAGUGUAAUAGGUUUCAGACCAGUUAUUCCCAAGUCUGUCAAAAGGUUGACAAUGGGUAACAAUUAACCCCAUGAUGAGAGUAACUAUUCCCCCCUUCCUAUUAUUUUCUUCUUACCAACACUGUACCACCCCUUCAUCCCCUUCUCAUCACCUCCAAUCACCUUAUUUCUUUUCUUAGUUUAACUUUUGUUACCCCUUAAUGCGUUACCCACAAUCCAAGCAUGCCCUAAAGAUAAUUAAUGUUUAUAGGAAUGCUGAAUGAAAGUCAAUGAUAGUCCAAAAUAAUUAUGUACAUUAUUUGAUAGGACUUACAUUUGUGUCGAUAUCCUAUUUUUGGAGAAAAUAAUUCUGAUACAGUAGUCAUU